This is a messenger RNA of Miscanthus lutarioriparius, 3639 nucleotides long. NCBI's taxonomy places the organism in Eukaryota, Viridiplantae, Streptophyta, Magnoliopsida, Poales, Poaceae. The record is from the annotation of a GenBank genome assembly.
AUGCAUAUGCAUGGACCUCCAACUUCAUCCUCGACCAUUUCUCAUGCUCCAGACCAUCGCGUGCCACCCACUGCCAAACCUGUCCUCAAUUUCUCCAUCCAGACCGGGGAGGAGUUUGCCUUUGAGUUUAUGCGGGACAGGGCUGUACCCAAAAACCACCUGGUGCUCCCAGCUACAUCUCCCGAUCACAAUGUUGCACCGGGCUACAUUGAUCUCAUGGGAAUGAUUGGUGGUUUCCAUACAGGAUCUGAAAGUGCCCCGCAUUUAACUGCGCCUGCGGCUUCUGAUAGUCAGCGACGCAAGGAGCCUCAAACAAAAUCUUUUGCUGAAACUGAAAACAGAGGCACGCACACGUCAACUAGGUCUGUUCCACGAGCCAAGUCAGGUGAUAGCAGCGGUCGGGGACUCUCUCAUGGCUAUUCUUCUUCUGAGGCUUCAUACACCUCCAGAAAAAUCAAGUUCCUCUGUAGCUUCGGGGGUAAAAUCUUACCCCGGCCUAGUGACGGAAAGCUUAGGUAUGUUGGUGGCGACACACGUAUUUUUCGAAUCAGUAGGGAUGUAUCCUGGCAGGACCUCAGAACAAAAACUCUGGCCAUCUAUAACCAACCCCAUAUCAUCAAGUACCAGCUACCUGGUGAAGACCUUGACUCUCUCAUCUCAGUGUCAAAUGAUGAAGACUUGAGGAACAUGAUGGAGGAAUUUGGCAUGCUUGGAAGUGGUGAAGGUUCUCACAAGAUUCACAUCUUUUUAGUUUCCUCUUCUGAUUUUGACGAGAUAAGCUUUAACCUGGGCAGCGCUGAUGGUGAUUCAGAGUACCAGUAUCUUGUGGCUGUCAACGGAAUCGACGCUGGAUCUGGGAAGCCCUCAAGCGACCAUGCUUUACCGAGCACAUCUGCCAGUGAGUUGGAUCAGUUCAGUAUUCUCAAAAUUGAUGCUGAUCAGUCGAACCCGAAUAGAGAUAGGUCAGAUUUGGCUGGUAUACGUGCUCCAUCUUCUGCGCCUUCUGCUACAACCUCAACGCCAACACAACCAAGUUUAUCUAGUGAUCAUGUUGCAUAUGUGCACUCGAACCAAGGGCAUGGUGUGCAGUAUGCCCAGGGUUCUAAUUUCCUGUAUCCAGUGUCCACUGAUAGAUUAUACAACACUGAAAACAGAACUCCGGUGCCUCUAUCUGUGCCUUCACACUAUGGAUGUACUUCUCAGUAUGCACCGCAUUCUGGGACUGCAUUAGCGGCAACUCUUGACCAGCAGCCUAAUCAGGAGGGCUUUAUGGUGAAAGGGGGUAUAAACGAUGCCAAACAGGGUUCUAAGAAUACUAGGCAGCAAAAAUAUGAAGUGGAUUAUUUCCAAUCCCUUGAGCAUUUGAGUGCUAUCAUGCCACACCGUGAUCCUCCUGUUUCAAACUGUACACUUUCUGAAGCACUUCCUGUUUCGUCUGCUCAGGAAGGUUCAGCGUGUUUUGUUACACAAAGUGGAACUGUGAAGAGCCUAGAGAAUCACAUGGCAUUGAAGGCUGCACCUGCAGCUCAGGCCUCAGAGUUUAAUGAUGAACACCACCCAUCUGUCGGUUCUGAUGUUGGUAGUGACAUGAAUAAUCAUGGUUUGAAAAAUUCACCAUCCCAAGCUGGACGGAUCUUUCAAUCUGAGUGGAUUCCUAGGGAUCAAGUGCAGUCCCUGAACCGGUUGUCAAAAUCUGAUGAUUCACUUGGCUCUCAGUUUCUUAUACUCCAGUCACAGUCUGGUGUAAAUAAUGAAUCGAUUCCUGAGGUUGCUGAUCCUGUUGAGGGAGCAAAAAAAUCAAAUUUAGGGGCCGCGCCACUGACCUUGAAUGAGCCUUCUAUUGAUGAUGGUGUAAUACAAUUUGAGAAAGAGUUAACUGAAGCUGUACCUUGGCCAAGUCGAUUUGGAAUGGUUCUUCCUUCUGAAGUAUCAGAUAAUAAAAAGAUUUCAGAGGAUGCUGUAGUUGAACAAUCGACCAGUGCAGAGAGAAUAUUGGAUGGACCUAACAACAUGAGUGCAGAUAAAGCCAUGAAUUCUGCAGAAAAGGCUUCAGGUAAAGGUAAGUUGAAGGAGACUACUAUCGAUGGAAUGCAGACAGCUAAUAUACAGCAGGAAAGUGAUGAUGCUAUGGCACGCCGUGUUAGUUGGGAGGCUCCAAAGACGGCAAUCUCUACUGACGUCAAGCAUGAGCCGGCUGCGUUGUCAUCCACCAGAACUUCAGCUAUUCCACAGGAUGAAUCAGUUUUCCCUAAUACGGAGAAUAGAGAUAUCUUUGUUGAUAUUAAUGACCGCUUUCCCCCUGAUGUUCUUUCCGAUUUCUUUGAAAAGGCUAAAGCUGCAGCACAAUCAUCGACCCAUUUUAAUGAUCCCGUCCUUAGCUUGAACAUACCAAACUAUGAGCCCAAGAGUUGGUCAUUCUUCAGAAACCUUGCACAAAAUGAGUUUCCACGCAAGGCUAACCCAGGCCUAGCAGAGAUUGAGGAAGGACUUUAUCCAGUUGCAGGAGUAAGUAAGGAUACAUCUGCCGUGCAGAGCUUGAACCAAAAAUUUGAUCUUGAUGCUGAGAAGAAGGUAGGGCCUUCAAGCACUUUUGUUGACCCUAGUAGUAUGCCUCCUGCAUAUGUGUCAUCUCAUAUUGACAACCAACCGAUGAUGGAGAACAUGAGGCCACCUGUUUCAGAGUUUGAGGAACCGAAGUUUGAAGAGGACAGAGCUGUUAUUCCAGUCAUGGAUGCAUCUCUCCGAGAUAUUGAUUGUGAACACUUGCAGAUUAUCAAGAACGAAGACUUAGAGGAGCUUAGGGAACUUGGUUCUGGCACUUUUGGAACAGUGUACCACGGAAAAUGGAGGGGAAGUGACGUGGCCAUUAAGCGUAUAAAGAAAAGCUGUUUCACAGGCCGAUCUUCUGAGCAAGAAAGGCUAGCACAUGAGUUUUGGAGGGAAGCUGAGAUUCUGUCAAAGCUUCACCAUCCAAAUGUUAUGGCGUUUUACGGUGUUGUUAAGGACGGUCCAGGUGGGACGUUAGCAACUGUGACCGAGUUCAUGGUUAAUGGUUCACUUCGGCACGUCUUGCAGCGCAAGGACAAGUAUCUUGAUCGUCGUAAGCGGCUUAUUAUAGCAAUGGACGCAGCCUUUGGAAUGGAAUACUUGCAUUCAAAGAACAUUGUGCACUUUGAUUUGAAGUGCGAUAACCUACUGGUGAACCUUAAAGACCAGACACGUCCUAUCUGCAAAGUUGGUGAUUUCGGCUUAUCAAAAAUAAAAAGAAAUACAUUGGUUUCGGGUGGUGUGAGGGGCACCUUGCCAUGGAUGGCUCCAGAGUUGCUGAAUGGGAGCAGCAACAAGGUGUCGGAAAAGGUGGAUGUGUUUUCGUUUGGUAUUGUAAUGUGGGAAAUCCUGACCGGAGAGGAACCAUAUGCGAAUAUGCACUAUGGAGCGAUAAUAGGGGGUAUUGUGAACAAUACAUUGAGGCCUCCUGUGCCGGGAAGCUGUGAUCCUGAGUGGAGGCGGCUGAUGGAGCAGUGCUGGGCUCCGGACCCUGUGCAGCGGCCGGCCUUCACAGAGAUCGCAGGACGUCUGCGCGCCAUGUCGGCUGCAGCUAACCAGGUGAAAGCAGCAAUGGCGGCGGCGGGGAAAUAA